AUGGAGGCCAGAGAGAGAAAGGAGCUCUUUCUGAAACAAAGGCAAGUCCUAAUAUUCUUUGUUUUGCUGGGCAUAGCUCAAGCUGGUUCUGAACCUACACACUACUCAGUGGCUGAGGAAACAGAGAGUGGCUCCUUUGUGGCCAAUUUGUUAAAGGAUCUGGGGCUGGAGGUAGAGGAGCUAGCUUCCAGGGGUGUCCAGCUGGUAUCUAAAGGGAAAAAACUGCAUUUGCAUUUGGAUAGGCAAACUGGGGAUUUGUUGUUAAAUGAGAAACUGGACCGGGAGGAGCUCUGUGGUCGAACCGAGCCCUGUGUACUACCUUUCCAGGUGUUACUGGAAAAUCCUCUGCAGUUUUUCCUAGGCGAGUUAUGGAUUAAGGACAUAAAUGAUCAUUCCCCUGUUUUCUUAGACAACGAAAUAAUUUUGAAAAUUCCAGAAAACACUGCUCCUGGAACUACUUUCCUAAUAGAACGUGCCCAGGAUUUGGAUGUAGGAAGCAACAGUCUCCAAAAUUAUACACUCAGCCCCAAUUUCUAUUUCCAUCUGAAAUUACAAGACAGCCCUGAUGGCAUAUUACCACAGCUGGUGCUGGAGAAAGCUCUGGAUCGGGAGGAAGAGCCUGAGAUCAGGCUACUCCUGACUGCCUUGGACGGUGGGAACCCACCCAGGUCCUGCACUGCCCUGGUCCGUAUUGAAGUUGUGGAUAUCAAUGACAACGCCCCCGAGUUUACAAAGCUUCUCUAUGAGUUACAGGUCCCAGAGAACAGCCCUGUUGGAUUUCAGGUUGCCACGGUCUCUGCUAGGGAUUUGGACAUUGGUAUUAAUGGAGAAAUAACAUACAUGUUUUCUCAAGCUUCUGAAGAUAUCCGAAAAACAUUUCAGAUAAAUACAAAAUCGGGAGAACUCCUUUUAGCACAGAAAUUGGAUUUUGAAUCCAUUCAGAUGUACACCGUAAAUAUUCAGGCAAUAGACGGUGGAGGGCUUACUGGAAGUUGUGUGGUGCUUGUCCAAGUGAUGGAUCUGAAUGACAAUCCUCCUGAACUGAGCAUGUCCUCACUUACCAAUCAGAUCCCAGAAAACCUGAUGGAAACUGUAAUUGCUGUAUUCAGUGUUUCAGAUCCUGACUCAGGAGAUAAUGGAAGGAUGAUGUGCUCCAUCCCAGAAGAUCUUCCCUUUCUUCUCAAACCCUCAGUUGAAAAUUUUUACACAAUUGUGACAAACUCAGCGCUGGACCGAGAGACCAACUCUGAGUACAAUAUCACCAUCACUGUAACCGACUUGGGAACUCCCAGGCUGCAAACCCAGCACACCUUCACCCUGCAGGUGUCUGACGUGAACGACAACGCCCCCGAAUUCACGCAGUCGUCCUACACCCUGUGGGUCCGCGAGAACAACAGCCCCGCCCUGCACAUUGGCACCAUCAGCGCCACAGACAGAGACUCGGGCAGCAACGCCCAGCUGACCUACUCGCUGCUGCCCGGCCCGCAGCCCGGCGCCGACGCGGCGGCGGCGCUGGUGUCCAUCAACGCGGACAGCGGGCAGCUGUUCGCCCUGAGGGCGCUGGACUAUGAGGCCCUGCAGGCGUUCGAGGUGCGCGUGCGCGCCGCCGACCGCGGCUCGCCCCCGCUCAGCAGCCAGGCGCUGGUGCGCGUGCAGGUGCUGGACGCCAACGACAACUCGCCCUUCGUGCUGUACCCGCUGCAGAACGCGUCUGCGCCCUGCACCGAGCUGCUGCCCAGGGCGGCCGAGCCGGGCUACCUGGUGAGCAAGGUGGUGGCGGUGGACCGCGACUCGGGCCAGAACGCCUGGCUGUCGUUCCAGCUGCUCAAGGCCACGGAGCCCGGGCUGUUCAGCGUGUGGCCGCACAAUGGCGAGGUGCGCACCGCCAGGCUGCUGAGCGAGCGCGACGCGCCCAAGCACAGGCUGCUGCUGCUGGUCAAGGACAAUGGCGAGCCGCCGCGCUCGGCCAGCGUCACGCUGCACGUGCUGCUGGUGGAUGGCUUCUCGCAGCCCUACCUGCCGCUGCCCGACGCGGCGGCGCCCGAGCGCGCGCAGCCCGACCGCCUCACUGCCUACUUGGUCAUCGCGCUGGCGGCCGUGUCUUCUCUCUUCCUCUUGUCUCUGCUGCUCUUCGUGGCCGCCAGGCUGUGCAGGAGGAGCAGGGCGCGCUCGCUGGCCGGCUGCGCGCUGCCCGAUGGCCCCUUGCCUGGACACCUGCUGGAUGUGAGUGGCACGGGGACCCUGGCCCACAGCUACCAGUAUGAGGUGUGUCUGCAGGGAGGUGCUGGCACUAAUGAGUUCAAAUUCCUGAAGCCUAUCAUCCCCAAUCUCCAGCCCCAGGGCUCUGGUGAAGAAAUGGGAGAAAAUAUUGUAGUCCGAAAUAGCUUUGGAUUCCAAUAG
Molecule: messenger RNA, 2400 nt
Organism: Dipodomys ordii (Ord's kangaroo rat)
Lineage: Eukaryota; Metazoa; Chordata; Mammalia; Rodentia; Heteromyidae
Product: protocadherin beta-2-like
Exons: 1
Coding region: 1-2400 (799 amino acids)
Biological process (GO): homophilic cell-cell adhesion
Cellular component (GO): plasma membrane
Molecular function (GO): calcium ion binding
Source: RefSeq, a predicted model, not a curated record